UUCUCUCUCUUUCUCCCUUCCAUUUCUCACUCUCAAGGUUUUUUUUUUCCGGUUUCUUGACUUUCAGUUGUAACUGUUUAUUUAUAUCGCACAAACACACGGUGACAUGUCAGCCGGUGGCACCACCGCCAACUCCUCCGCGGCCAGCGGAGGAGGCGGCCCCACCACGCACCACCGUCGCCGUUUCGCCGACUUCUUGAACGACCACGAAAAAUCAUCGGAUCACGUCCAAAUCGCCUGCGAGGAUUCCUCCGGCGACGCCGGCAAUCCGGAAUCGAACAAUAGCAAUAGUAGUAGCAGAUGCGGCGGCGGCGGUGGUGGCGGUGCCGGCUACCACCCUGUCCUCCACCAGCACCCGGUGAUUAGGCAGUUGUUGGUUCGUAAACGGAUGCCGGAAAGCGUGGCUGUGGAAUUGGACGAAUGCUUGUUAGGCCUCCGCUCCAUCUCGCAGACAUUGAGAUCGAGGAAAAAAAUGGGGCGUACGGUUUCAGGAUUGCUUUUAGUAUUCGUCGUGGUCUCUGUAUUUCUCAGAUUCUCUUUCUUCGCCAGCGACAAUGGCGAAGAGGUUAGCUCGCGUUUAGUCCUUCAGAAUUUCAAAAAUGAAUGGGCGAAUGCUCAGAACAUUGUGUCGGAAACCGAUUCCUUAUCUUCCUCCUCCGGCGACCUUAUUCGGAAUCGUCAAAUGAAGGAAUUACCAGUUCCAGAAAUAUGGAAGAAAGCAAAUAGUGAUAACUAUUAUCAAUGCAUUACUCGACCAAAGAAUAGAAUAAGGACAGGGACUGCAACAAAUGGCUAUAUCUUAGUUCAUGCUAAUGGAGGAUUGAAUCAAAUGAAAGCAGGGAUAUGUGACAUGGUUGCUAUAGCUAAAAUCAUGAAUGCCACCCUGGUUCUUCCUUCUCUUGAUCACGACUCGUUCUGGACGGAUCCUAGUGGUUUCAAGGAUAUAUUUGAUUGGAAGCAUUUCAUUGAGGUUUUGAGAGAUGAUAUUGAGAUAGUAGAAUCUUUGCCACCAAAAUAUGCAAAAGUGAAGCCUCUGUCAAAGGCACCUGUGUCCUGGUCAAAGGCUAGUUACUAUAGAAAGGAGAUUAUUCCUAUACUGAAGAAGCAUAAAGUCAUCAAGUUUACCCACACCGAUUCGAGGCUUGCAAACAACGGGCUAGCCUCCUCUAUCCAGAGGCUUCGCUGUCGGGCAAACUAUGAGGCUCUUAAAUACAGCCCUGAGAUUGAGGAGUUUGGGAAGAGGUUGGUGGAUAGAUUGAGGGAUAAUGGCGAGCCGUAUAUUGCACUUCAUCUAAGAUAUGAAAAGGACAUGCUUGCAUUCACAGGCUGUAGCCACAAUCUAACAGCAGCAGAGGCCGAGGAACUUCGCGUGAUGAGAUAUAAUGUGAAGCACUGGAAAGAGAAGGAAAUAGACAGCAAAGCAAAGAGACUGGUUGGGGGCUGCCCUAUGACACCAAGGGAAGCUGCUUUGUUUUUGAAGGCAAUGGGGUACCCUUCCACUACAAGAAUAUACAUUGUUGCAGGGGAAAUAUAUGGUAAUAGCAGCAUGGAUGCGUUCCGUUUAGAGUAUCCUAACGUCUUCUCUCACUCGACGCUAGCAACAGAAGAAGAAUUGGGAGCUUAUAAGCAGUACCAGAACCGUCUGGCCGCCUUAGAUUACAUUUUGGCACUUGAAAGUGAUUUGUUUGUUUAUACAUAUGAUGGAAACAUGGCUAAGGCAGUGCAGGGGCAUAGGAGGUUUGAAGGUUUUCGAAAGACGAUCAGCCCCGACAGAGCCAGUUUUGUAACACUGAUAGAUUUCUUGGACAAGGGUGCUAUAACUUGGGAAGAAUUUUCCACAGAGGUAAAAUCUUUACAUUCCAACAGGCUUGGAGCCCCUUACCUUAGACAAAUCGGAGAGUCACCAAGAUUAGAGGAGAACUUCUAUGCGAAUCCUUUUCCGGGUUGUAUAUGUGAUAGAUCUCAGGACCAAGCUAGCAAGCAGAGGUCUGAGAUCAUCAAGCCAAGCUUAGAGGUUAACUUUGCUGCACAAAGAUAGGGUUUAGUCAUAGGUUGUAAGACACACAAACACUUACACUGCCAACAUUAGUGGGUGGAUGAAAGAAUUGUUCUUUCUUCAUGGCACUGUGAUAUCCAGACAGGAAAAAGAACACAUAUAAAGAUGGAGGUUGCAUGUCAAUGGGAUUUUGCCUAAGGAUGGAAACAUGGCAAAACAGAUCGAUCAAAUUGGAUGCAAAGAAAAGCUGGUUUACAAGGCUCUGAUAGGUAGCUUCUGUCAGAGAUGCAGGGGCUAUUGCUUGGAUAGUGAAAUCUUUAUUCUUUGAUUUUUUUUUUUUGUUGCCACUUAUAGAUAUUUAUUAUGAAAGAUAGGUUCUUUACGGAUCGGAAUGUAUCAAGGUUUGAAAAUCAUAAAAGUCCAUGAUUGCAAAUGAA
Molecule: messenger RNA, 2433 nt
Organism: Ipomoea triloba (trilobed morning glory)
Lineage: Eukaryota; Viridiplantae; Streptophyta; Magnoliopsida; Solanales; Convolvulaceae
Product: O-fucosyltransferase 19-like
Exons: 8
Coding region: 107-2038 (643 amino acids)
Cellular component (GO): cytoplasm
Source: RefSeq, a predicted model, not a curated record